Messenger RNA from Cottoperca gobio, 2902 nucleotides. RefSeq names its product fatty acid 2-hydroxylase (gene fa2h). Gene Ontology annotation, biological process: lipid biosynthetic process; fatty acid metabolic process. NCBI's taxonomy places the organism in Eukaryota, Metazoa, Chordata, Actinopteri, Perciformes, Bovichtidae. Gene Ontology annotation, molecular function: heme binding; iron ion binding; fatty acid 2-hydroxylase activity. Gene Ontology annotation, cellular component: endoplasmic reticulum; membrane. The coding region runs from base 126 to 1271 and encodes 381 amino acids. The transcript is spliced from 7 exons. The record is from RefSeq and is a predicted model, not a curated record.
GUCAACAGUGAAGUUUAACUCUCUGUCAGUAGUCAGGUUGACGGCCCUCUGAUGAGGUCUUUAUGCCCUCCUCCCUGUAAUUCAGUUUUCGGUUCAGGUGGACACUCUGCAUCUCCACUAUCAAUAUGUCUCCAUCCACGUCCCCACGGUUCUUCACGGAGAGGGAGGUGGGCCGCCACUCUACCAAGGACUCCUGCUGGGUGCUUCUGGGGACCAGGGUGUACGACGUGACCUCUUUUUUGCGGAUGCACCCCGGCGGAGAGACGCUGAUACUUCGGCGGUCAGGGAAGGACGUGAGCCGGGAGAUGGAAGGACCCCCACACCGGCACUCGGAGAACGCCCGGCGGUGGAUGGAGCAGUACUACAUCGGGGAGCUGGACAGUGACAGCGGCACCGACGAAGCACAGACUCUGAGAGAGAGGAGGAAGGCCAGUGAGCAGACAGAAGGAACGAGAGCAGAAGAGACGACAGACAGGAAAGAGGAGGACGAGAAUGACGCGUACAACCGCUGCAGCUCUGUGGACCUGGACAAGGAUUUGGUGGACUGGCGGAAGCCCCUGGCAUGGCAGGUAGGCCACCUCGGAGAGAAAUAUGAUGCAUGGGUUCACCAGCCGGUGGACAGACCAAUCAGACUGUUUGGAAACCCCUUCCUGGAGGCCAGCACCAAGACUUCCUGGUACUGGGUACCAGUGGUGUGGCUUCCUAUUGUGUUUUAUUUCAGUUGGUACUGCUACACCACCCUGGCAAAGGGCACCACCAGGCUAGACCUCACUUCUGACUUCUCUAUCCCGAUCCAUAAGUACAUUUUCCCCCUGCUCUUUUUGAUGGGCUGGUUCAUGUGGUCGUUCAUCGAGUACUGCAUCCAUCGCUUUGUCUUUCACAUGAAGCCACCAGCCCAUAACUACUACCUCAUCACGAUACACUUCCUCCUGCAUGGACAGCACCAUAAGUCUCCAUUUGACGGCGCUCGGCUGGUCUUCCCCCCCGGCCUGGCCUCCCUAGUGGUGGGAAGUUUCUAUCUAAUCCUCUGCAGUACGCUCCCACAGGUCCUUGGGUCAUCUGUGUUUGUCGGAGGACUGUGUGGCUACGUCGUGUACGAUAUGAUCCACUACUACCUUCACUACGGUUCGCCAAAAAGAGGCUCGUAUAUGUACAGCCUGAAGGCCUACCACAUUAAACACCACUUUGAGCACCAGAGAGCAGGUUUUGGAAUCACCUCCACAUUCUGGGAUCACCCCUUCAACACAGUCAUCCCCGAUGAGAAAUUCUAACACAGAAAUGGCUCUCCUGAAGGGCCACAGGACUUAGCAACCAGCCCACAUGCUAAAUACACCCUUAGUCCAAUCUCUGCAGCCAUAGCUUUCCCAACCAAGGAGGAAGCUCCACCUCUGAGGACUCCUGGGCCACUGCAACUCAUCCAUACUUCCAUACUGUACUACAUAUCAUCUUGCUUUUUGAUUCCAGCCAUCAACACCCUUUUUGCCUAAGCUCAGUCAUGUGGGUGUGUUUCCGCACUGUGAUCAUUCCUGCACAGCUGAAAGGCCAUUUUCUUUUAUAACCAAACCAACAUCUUCUACUGCCAUGCUCUUCAUCACUCUGCUCUCACCAGCCAAGUCAUCACCUGAUAGCCAUUCACAACAUCAUAACUUACAGCUAGGAGGUGGGCCAUGGAGAGAAAGAGACGGAUACACACACAAAUAGAUGAACAGACACACUUACACAUGUGCACGUCUAUGUAUUUUGACUGUUGUGGUUUCAAUUAAUUUGAAGGAAUUCUAUUCUUUCCUUCAUAGCUGUAGAAUACUGUAGAGCACAUUCAAGAUCUCACUGAAGAAACUCGAAAAAUUAUCACAAUAAAUAAUCGCCAACAGCAUAACACAAAUGAAUGUAGACCCACACACACACACACACACACUUCCCGCAGAGGACAGAGGAAAAAGGAAGUGAUAGAUGGUCCUGAAUGUGGAAGACGGAGAAAGAAGGGGACUUGAAAGAGUGACAGAAAGUGUGUGCCCACAAUCUGGUGAACCAACACACGAAAGAAUCAUCUUAAUCGUUCCUCCAUCUGCAGCUUGAACUUUCCUCACCACUUUGUCUCUUUCUGCCAUCGGCCAUUAAGCUACGUAGCUUCACUACUACACUCUGUUACCCUGCGGGUUUGAAACAGUCAACUGAAGUUCCCUGCACCAUGUUUGGCCUCACUCUAGUUUCUUGGGAACCGAUGUGAACAGAAAACAUUUGGUUUCAGAUUUAAUUUGGAAAUUUAGAUUUAAUUUAUUAAUUAUCAGGAAAGCUGCAGAAGUGAUAUGAUACUGUCGGCACUAAUGCAAGAUGUGGAACAAAUAUUUAGUAAAAUGCUUUCUACAGAAGAGGGGAUUCACCAGCUUUACGUUUGUCAAAGUGAGCAGAUGUUUUCUUAUUGGUUAGACACUAAGCAAACAAUGAAUUUAGAUGUGAAGAUGGAUGGAUGUAGUGUGUUGUCAUGGUGUCAGAGGGACAGAGCUGAAGGCAUGAGGCCAGCCUGUUAGACUUCCUGCUGUGGGGAUCUCAGGGUCAAAGGUCACAGGGUUAGCUAGGUGACCAGAGGUUUUUUUCUCCAGGAAAAAUGUAUAAAGAUUUCAGACUAAGACUAAGCAGAACUUGGGUCUUUGGAAGAUGAAGGUGAGUUUUAGUCUCCACCUUCAGGUCUCACUCCAUCCAUUUAAAGCCACUGUUUUAGCGGCCUUUUAGAUCCCAGCAAGAUGACGAUGGAUGAACCAUCUGACUGCAGAGCAGGAGGUCUUGAUAGUGACUGGCGGAUCCUCAAAAUGUCUCUUCUAAACCCUCAACAACUACACUGAUAACUAAAGCAGAACAAACUUCAUUAAAACUAUUUACAUAAAUAGGUAGAGCACAGUGACAA